Messenger RNA from Exophiala bonariae, 1077 nucleotides. RefSeq lists its product as uncharacterized. Bases 1 to 1077 code for a protein of 358 amino acids. The transcript has 5 exons. The record is from RefSeq and is a predicted model, not a curated record. Gene Ontology annotation, cellular component: nuclear chromosome. Lineage: Eukaryota; Fungi; Ascomycota; Eurotiomycetes; Chaetothyriales; Herpotrichiellaceae. Gene Ontology annotation, molecular function: DNA topoisomerase type II (double strand cut, ATP-hydrolyzing) activity; DNA binding; ATP binding. Gene Ontology annotation, biological process: meiotic DNA double-strand break processing; reciprocal meiotic recombination; meiotic DNA double-strand break formation.
AUGUCCCUGCAGGACGUUGCUCCGCCUUAUUCCCCUGCUAACCAGCAAGUGCUUACUUACAUCGAAGCCACAUUCAACCAGAUCAUCCAAGACAUCCAGAGCGAUGAAUGUCAGAAAGUAGCCAUCGUGUUGAGACGCAUCACCAGCAUCACUCCGUAUCAUGAUCACGAAGACUCCAUGCGACUCAAAUGGCACAUCCAAGACACAGAAGUGGUCUACAAUUUCCCAGGCAAGAAUAAAGACGAGGCGUGGAGAUUCGCAUGCUUGGCUCGAAUCCUGAGCGAGAUUCAUACAGCUAUCAACCAGGGUGUUGUUGUCACAAAGAGGGACAUCUUCUAUCACGACCCAGCGCUCUUCAAGCAACAGGCCACGGUCGAUCGCUAUGUCGAUGAUAUUGCACAUACUUGUGGUGUCACGAGACGUGAUCUGAACGUUACUGCAAGUCCAAAAGGCCUUGUUGCUGGGUUGCGGCCAAGCAACGCUCCAGAUGAAAUCGCAAUCAUCCACGACGGCUGUGACCUCAUUGCAUCUGACGAUUUGGAAACCAUCAACUGGGUUCUUGUCAUUGAAAAGGAGGCCAAAGGGUAUCCCGAUCUGACAACACGUCGGUUCUUGCGGGCCUUGGUAGAUCAUUGUCAACCCCAUGCAAAAGUCUUCGGAUUGUUCGAUAAUGACCCCGACGGCAUAAGAAUCUUGAAAUGUUAUCUAUACGGGUCCAAAGCCAUGGCGCAGGAACAGGCUUGCAUUCUCCCCGAAUUGGAAUGGAUUGGACUCAAGUCGGAAGACCUUGUGACGAUACCCGAGGCCGAGAACUUGUGUCUACCAAUGUCGACACGGGACAGGACGGUCGCGGUUUCCAUGUUGAACAGCGAGGAGUGGAGAGAUGAAGACGGGCGUUCUUUGCCAAUGCUAAGCGGCUGCCAUCUUGAGCUUCAGAGAAUGCUUUGGCUGAAUCGCAAGGCUGAAAUACAGAUAGUGGAUGAAAUGGUGGGUGGCUUGUACGGUUGGUUGACCCGAACGCUUUCAGUCCGCUUGGAAGAUGUCCAAAUACGACCUGAGUAUGUGGAGUCUUUCUAA